AUGGCUAUACCAUUUGAUUUACCAAGUGAGAUACUAUCGAGUAUUUUUCAAUAUCUUGAUACAAAGGAUAUUUUGCAAUCCCAACUUGUAUGCUACUAUUGGAGCAAACCUGCUAAAAUAGUCCUCUAUGCAAAUGUGAGUAUGACUUACGUAAGUCAAUUGCAAUCAUUUAUUCAUACAGUCACCACAUCUUCCUAUGGUACUUACACAAGACAAUUGUAUACGUUAGGCAUGUAUGAAAAAGACAUGUCAUAUACGUUAGAGACAGAAUCCAUACUUUGCAAGUUGGCAAAAGCAACUCCUGCUCUUGAAAAGCUCAAGGUGUCUUUUGUCACUGAUGUUUUUUGGAUUUGGUUAAAGAAACAAGUACUGGAGGGACAAUGGCAACACUUGAAUACGAUACCUUACCCAACCACACCAUCGCAAUUCAUGGAGUACAGCCGUGUUGUAUGGGCCAUGCGAAACAGACUCAAAAACCUAAAGAUAUUUAUCAGUUCACACUGUGAAUUGGACCGUACAAUCUACCAAGGCUAUGAAUUCUGGAGAAAAAAACUAGAUGGAUUUGCAUGCUUGGAAAAACUCGUAAUUGAUAACCCAGCUUGGCGAACACUCUAUGACUAUGAUAGUCUGAUCGAUGCCUGUCCAUGUCUGAAAGAGUUCCAGUUAAGCUCGACUUUUCCUGUGGCUGUGAUUCGUUCCAACCGAAAGAUGCAUUUGUGGACCCCAAAUUACAGUGUGAAUCGACUUGAUUUGUUGAUCUCGAUUUGUUCCAAAAACGAAAUCCUGUAUAUCAUACAGAAAUUCAAGGGAUUAAAGCAUUUGAGUGUUCAUCAUCCAUUGUUGUAUCCAAUUACCUUUGAACAGGCAGUCAGGACUGACUUUGGAAACCAGGUAGCAGACCGGUUUAUAAUGUUUAUUCAUUCUUUGGAAAGCUUUCAAUGCAACGGUGUAUCUCCUCGUUAUCUCUCAUAA
Molecule: messenger RNA, 972 nt
Organism: Gilbertella persicaria
Lineage: Eukaryota; Fungi; Mucoromycota; Mucoromycetes; Mucorales; Choanephoraceae
Exons: 1
Coding region: 1-972 (323 amino acids)
Molecular function (GO): protein binding
Source: RefSeq, a predicted model, not a curated record